AUGCAGCUUAAGGCCUUUCUUUUCGCUCUGUCCGCCACGGGCGCCAUGGCACAGCUCCCAGGCGUCACUGACAGCGUGGGCGCCUCCGUCCUAUCUGUCCUUGCGACUGCGAUCCCUCCGGAUUCGGUCUCUCUCGCCCUCACAGAUCCAGGUGCCUUCUCUUCGAUGCUUGCGUCUGCGCUCUCCGCCGGCUCAACUCCAUCCUGGUACCAGGCUCUCCCAUCCGACGUGAAGAGUUAUCUGCCAAAGCUGUAUCCUGCUUCCACUGUUGUUGAGACCACUGCCUCUGAGACUGGCGCAUCCUCGACCGACAUCUCCAGCGCUGUAGUAACCUCAAGCGCCUCAAUUAGCGCCAGCGUCUCUUCUUUGCGCAACUCCAGCAGCAUCACCUCCGUCAGCCACGCCACUCUCUCCUCUACCGGAGGCGCCAACUCCGCAGCCCCAUCCUCCUCUUCAACGGGUGGAGCCGCAUACCCAUCAGCCGUCGUCGGCGCCGGCCUCGCAGGAGCCCUGGGCUUCCUCGGUAUGCUUGCGUUGUAA
Messenger RNA from Lindgomyces ingoldianus, 540 nucleotides. RefSeq lists its product as uncharacterized. Lineage: Eukaryota; Fungi; Ascomycota; Dothideomycetes; Pleosporales; Lindgomycetaceae. The transcript has a single exon. The coding region runs from base 1 to 540 and encodes 179 amino acids. The record is from RefSeq and is a predicted model, not a curated record.